Molecule: messenger RNA, 6000 nt
Organism: Plectropomus leopardus (leopard coralgrouper)
Lineage: Eukaryota; Metazoa; Chordata; Actinopteri; Perciformes; Serranidae
Biological process (GO): regulation of gene expression
Cellular component (GO): nucleus
Source: RefSeq, a predicted model, not a curated record
CUGCUGUCAUCCACAAUAACGCCACAAUUUAGCCUCAUCCACUCUUCACCUGCUUUUCUUAUGACAUCCUUCAAACCCGGCGACCACAUCUCAACAUGUUUGAGGAUCCUGAACUCCAAGAUUCGUUGUCACUGAGUCUAAAUGAAAGCUAUGAUGACCAGAAUUCGCCGCGUCAUGAUUCGAAAAAAGCACCAUCCAGCCCUGACUAUAAUUGUGAGACACCAGAGAUUCGAGUCAUCAUCAAAGAGGAGGAGGAAGGCUGGACUGUGAGUGAAAAUCAUGAGACCUUCGGGUCAGAAGGAGAAAAAGAGGACACGCACGACCUCAAAGCAUACGUAAAGGAGAGCUCCAUUUCAUACGAAGUAAAGACCCAGCAGGGAGUAUACUUGGUGGAGAAAUGCUCCGAGGAGUCCAGAGGCCCCGCUCUCUACGGGCAGAGCUCCUCUGCCAGAGAGGAGCAGCAGAGACACAUGCUUAUGGACUCUGAUGAGAAACCUAAGAUUUCCUGUAUACGAGGAAAAGUGCCGGGAAAUGUGACUGUGCAACAGUGCAAUAACACAGGAGAGAAACCUCUCUCCUGCUCAUUACAUGAGUCGACCCCCAGUCAGAUAAGGAACACAAAAUCCCAUCAGAGAGCACAUGCAGGGGACGAGUGUCACGCUGAAGAGCAGAGCCUGGACGUCAAACAAAGCACAUCGACAGAAGCAGAAGAGACCAAAAGAUCAGCACCUUGCCAAACAGAUUCUCCUGAACACAAGCCCCUGGUGUCACAUGGACUCAAGAUGGCAUCUGCAAACUUAGAGGACCAGACACUCCAUUUGACUGUCAGACUGCAGGCUGGAGAGGAGGAGGAGGAGGAAGAAGAAGAGGAACAAGAUGAAGAAAUUGGUGGUUUAAUCAACUCUGAUGGAGAAGUGGUUGAAUGGAAUGCCAGAGACAGUCCUGACCGAGGCUCUGAUUGCACAGACAGUCCUCAGCAUAGCAAGGGUGUCGUCCUGUCCCAGCCUCAGCUGCAAGGCCAAAACCAGAGAGACAGUAGUAGUCCAACGCUCAUCAUGGAAGUUGUGUCUGUGGGGGAAGAUGAAGAAAGGGAGGAAGGGGAGGACAAAGAGAGAGCAGUAAAGAUGGCAGCCGUCCCGCCUUUAUAUCGCGGAAAGAGACACAGAAGAAAGAAGAAGGUCCCAGAGAUAACAGUGGUGUCACUGGACGUCUCAGACCCAGAGAAAGAAGUUCCUGCAAAGCCCGUCAAAAGAAGAAGCAAAAGAAAGACUUCAGAAGUUCCACUGGUGUCUGCUGAAGAUCUAGAGGCAGAGCCAGGAAUAUCAAGGCGCACCCGAAGGAAGAGAAAUUUUCCCAGCAUGGCUGAAUCAGAGGAAUUCAACUCCAAAACUGUCCGCCGUGCUGCCAGUGAGACGAGAAAAACAAAGCGAUCUUACAGAAGAAGGAAAGAUACCAAACAAUCUGCUGAAGGAGGAGGAGAAAACACAGGUGUUUCUGCUGGGAAGAAGCGCCCUGGCAGAAAGAUGAUUCGUGUUCCCAUAGACAUACCUCCUGAGCUCCUGAAGAAACCCAAAGAGAAGAUGGAGUACCACUGCUCGGUUUGUGGAAAAGAAUUCCCUCAUGCCUACAAACUAGAGAGGCACGAGCUGAUUCACACAGGAGAGAAACCUUACUGCUGCUCCAUCUGUGGUCGCGGUUUCAACCAGAAGGGGAAUCUCAAAACGCACUACAAAGUCCACUUAGGCCGUAAGGGCGCUAUGGAUUUUGACGAUGAGGUGAAUCCCAUAGCGUCAGAGCUGUCUGAAUACUUGAAGUCUCUGCCAGGGGAGUCCAGGAUCAGAUCGUCCCUCCGCUGCCUGGAGUGUGGAAAAGAGUGUGAGAGUCACUCAGCUUUACAAGCACACCACAUUACCACACACACGGGAACAGCCGGCCAACCGGACGUGGUGGAAAACGCCGUAUCAGAGCUUCUCUUCUGCCGCCGCUGCGGCAUUCAGUUCAACGAAAAAGAAAAGCUCGAAGAACAUAUGAAAACCCACAUCAAGGAGAAACCCUACUCCUGUCCCGACUGUGGCAAGAGGUUCAUCAAUGAGAGCUACAUCCAAGUUCAUCAACGCAUCCAUACUGGGGAGAAACCGUUUCUCUGCUCUCAGUGCGGCAGAGGUUUCCACACGGCUUCCUCUCUCAAGCUGCAUGAGAUGCAGCACUCUGGGGAGAGGCCGUUCGCGUGCUCCAUCUGCGGAAAGACGUUUCGGAUAAAUUCGUACCUAACAGCACAUUACCAGACCCACAUUAAAGACAGACCUUUCAUUUGUAGUGUCUGUGGGAAAGGCUACUCCAGAGCUGAGGAACUGAAGGUGCACCACAGGCUCCACACCGGAGAGAGACCCUACCAGUGUGGAGAGUGCGGGAAGAGCUUCAUUUACCGCCAGGGUCUGCGGCAGCAUCAGCGCACACAUGCUGGAAGACGCAUCGGGCCAACCAGACAGCUCGGUAGACCGAAGCAACAGGCCAGGAGCUCAGCAGAGGGCCACCAAGCUUUUGGUGCUCCAGCAGAAGCAAGAAUUAAUGUCAGCGCCCAGCUCAGGAUCACGGCGGGUCGGGAGCACUUUAAACAGAGCUGUCGAGUGGAGCAGCCCUCCUGGUCUUCUGGGACUUCGUCUGUGUCGCCACCCUCUGAGCUCGGCCUCCCACAUCACAUCACACCAGAGAAAAUGCACCUGAACGAGAUGGGUGCAGAGAUAAAUCACCACGAAGAAGACAAACCGGAAACACAGGACCGGGAUCACGUAACAGAACGCACAGAGGAAACCUUAAUACCACCAGAACCUGAACACGGCAGCUCCCAUGAACAGCCUCAGGAAAAGCCGUCUGAGGGGCAAUGCCAGGAGCGUCGCAGACUCAAGAAGUAUGACUGUCCGACCUGCGGGAGAGCUUUCUCCGACAACACCGCUCUGAAACGACACCUCGUCAUUCACGCUGGGAAAAGACCUUACAAGUGCUUCAUAUGUGGGAGAGGAUUCACGCAGAGUGGAAACCUCAAAACGCACAUGAAAGUUCACAGAGAGAUGGGCUCUGAAAACCCAGAGGACUUUGGGCCAGCUGUGAUCCUCGCUGAGGAAGAUCAGCAGGAAAUUGGAGGCCUGAUCAAUUCAGAUGGAGAAGAAGUGGAUUUUUCAGAUCUCAGAGAGGGCGCUAUCCCUGGCCUUGUACAUGCAGAGGCUCCCUCAAAGACAUUUGAUCAAAGCGAGAAUGAAAAACCACCAUCUCUUCACAGCUGCUCAGUAUGUGGGAAAGACUUCCCUUACGCCUCUAAACUUCAGCGGCACCUACGUACUCACUCAGGAGAGAGGCCCUUCCCCUGCUCCAUGUGUGAGAAGAGAUUUCCAGAAAAGGGGCUGCUCAUGAUCCAUGAAAGGGUCCACACCGGGGAAAAGCCAUUCCCAUGCACUUUCUGUGAGAAAAGAUUUGCCAGUCAGGGUGAGCUCAGGUUGCACCGGCGAACACACACUGGCGAGAGGCCGUAUCACUGCUCCAUCUGCCUGAAGAGCUUUUCCCGUCAUUGGCAUCUGAAAACUCACUUAGAGGCGAUGCACUCUGAGGUUGUUGCAGGCUUUACAAGGAAGAAGUUUCCGUGUUCGGACUGUGAAAAGAGCUGUAACUCAGCAGCUGAGUUGAGAGAUCAUCAGAGGACUCACACCGGAGAGAGGCCUUAUCAGUGCUCUUUCUGUGAAAAAAGAUUUGCCCUGUCUGGCACACUUGUGAGACAUGAGCGUCUCCACACCGGCAUUACACCCUACCACUGCUCCGACUGUGGUAAGACAUUUGCACAGCAGUGGACUCUGACAACACACAUGCGGACUCACACGGGAGAAAAACCCUACAGCUGCACACAGUGCGAUAAGUCUUUUGUAGCUCCAGGAGAGCUCCGGAGGCACACCAGGAUUCACACAGGAGAAAAGCCGUACACUUGCAAGGACUGUGGGAGGCAUUUCUCCCUGGCAGGAACUCUCAGAAACCACAAAAGGUCGUGCACACAGAGCAAGAAUGGAUCCGUUACAGGUGUCCUCUCAGACCCAGUCCAGGCUGCAGUGGGUGAAUCAUCCCAGCAAGACCUGGUCAACAACAUCAGCUCUGAGGUGUGUGACAGCCAGAGUUUGCUCAGUCCAUUUGAGCCUCAUUCCUCAGACGGUCUUAACUGUGACAAAGCAGCGCACGAGCCAGACGACAGGCUAGAGGACGUCGCGUCCAGUCCACAUAUGAAUGUAAUAGUGAAGGAGGAGGAAGAAGAGGAACCUUUGUGUGUAGAGGAAGCUCCUGACCGGGUGUCUGGCAGUGAGGAUUGCACCAUGCAGGAGGAAACUAAAGAGCAGCAUCAGGAAAGCCACACAGAAAUUAGGAUUACAGUGAAGGAGGAAGAAGAGGAACUUGUGAACAUGUCUGGAGAGGAUCCUGAUCAUGUCUCCAACAGUGAUAAAACCAGUCCUCCGGCGUCACCAGGGCGGGAACAGUGUAACGAAAAUCUGACAAAGAGCUCUUAUUGCUGUGGGCUCUGUGGGAGAGACUGUCACAAGAUGUCAGCUCUUCAGAUCCACAUGCGAAUUCACUCGGGAGAGAAACCUUACCAGUGCACUCUGUGUGGGAAGCAGUUCACGCAGAAAGGUCAACUCAAAGGUCAUCAGAAAGUCCACACAGGAGAGAAGCCGUUCUCCUGCCCGGACUGCGGGAAGAGUUUCGCCCACUCGGGGGCCAUGAACAGACACCGGCUCACACACACAGGAGAGAGGCCCUACCACUGCUCUGUGUGCGACAGGAGCUUCAACCAGUCUGGCCGCUUGAGGGAACAUGAGAAAAUCCACUUUGGGGAGAAGUUUGACUGUCCCGAGUGUGAAAAGAGUUUUACACGAGCUUCAAGUCUCAAGAACCAUUUCAGGCUUCACACGGGAGAGCGGCCGUAUGGCUGCGACAUCUGCGGGAGAGGCUUCAGCCGCUCACAGAGCCUGAGGCUCCACAAGCGGAAACACGAGCAGAUUCUCACUGAGGAGGUGUCUGUAUUCAGUGUGAGGAACGAUGAUUUAUUACAGAGUGACGAUAACUCUCCAAUUAAUAUGUGUAUAACAGACAAAAAUGGCUGAUAAUGUAUUUAUAUAAACCGUUGAGAUAUCUAUCAGUAGUAGUAUAACGACAAAAGAUUUUAGGCAGUAAAACAUGAACUGAGACAGGAGAAAGUAAAGGACUACCUCUGUGAAUAGACCGUCAUUCAAAUUUUAUGUGGUGGUUCACGAAAAAGUAUUAAAGCUAAAAUAUUUAACUCCCUGAAAUUAACACACAGAUAAGUGUUAGGUGAUGUUCAGCAACUAACAACACGGUUUUACACAAAAUGACCAAACACUUCUUUUUUCAAGAUUUUGGAAACUGUUUAGAUGGUAAAUUUUAGAGGUCAUAUUUACUCUCUUUUACCACUCUUACCUACGUUAGUUGCAUCAAAGUAUUGCCCUCACAUUUAGAGUAUUUAUUGUAGUACAAAUGACUCAUUUAAGGUCUGUGAUUUCACACUUUUCCAUGCAGUAUUUGUCAUUCAAACUAAUCGUGUAUGUGGAAAUUGGAUGGAAGAGUAAUAAUGUUUUUGUAUCAGAUGCUACGAUGGCCAGUGAGCAGUCGAAUCAGGUGAAACUGAAAGUCAUUCUUUUGGGUUUAAGUGACUAUCCGAAAUAUUUUGGCCAGUAAUGAAGAAAUGGGACUGAUUUAUUUUUGCCAAAACAAUUUUGCCUUAGUGGUGAUCAGUCUUUAUCUCAGUUUAUGUUAUUAAAACCAAAUCAUGAAUAACGUUCACCUGGUUUAGACAGCUCUUCAAGGCCAAGUAACCAUUGUGAAUAAAGGUCAUCCUAUAAGGCUGUGAUACAAAAGGCAAAUAUUUGAAGCCAUGUAGAUGGUAAAUUUUGCCCAGUGCUGCCUCUGUCUAAUUGUAUGAGACAUGUCAUACUGAACAAUAAAAGUAAA